Coniosporium apollinis CBS 100218 is the source of this 819-nucleotide messenger RNA. RefSeq lists its product as uncharacterized. The record is from RefSeq and is a predicted model, not a curated record. Gene Ontology annotation, molecular function: oxidoreductase activity, acting on the CH-OH group of donors, NAD or NADP as acceptor. Bases 1 to 819 code for a protein of 272 amino acids. The transcript has 5 exons. NCBI's taxonomy places the organism in Eukaryota, Fungi, Ascomycota, Dothideomycetes.
AUGCCAGGACGCCUCCUCAACAAAGUGGCAAUUGUAACCGGCUCUUCCAGCGGGCUCGGCCGGGCAAUCGCCCUCGCCUAUGCCGCCGAGGGUGCGAAGGUUGUUUGCGCUGACCUCUCUUCCACGGCGCGCAAGGACGUCGUCAUCGAGAAAGAGCAGGGGAAGCCGACGUGCGAGGAGAUCAUUAAACUCGGCGGUGUCUCGAUCUUCUUUAUGGCGGAUGUUGGCAAUAGUAACGACCUUGAAUGCCUUGUGCGAGCGGCUGUCGCGAAGUACGGACGACUUGACAUCAUGGUCAAAAACGCAGGAGUUGCAGCCGCCGGCGCAGACGGUUUGAAGCUUGUCCACGAGCUGUCAGAUAAGGACUGGGACAAUAUGAUGCGGGUCAACUCUACCGGCGUCUUCUACGGCUGCCGUGCGGCUAUCAAGCAGAUGAUGACGCAGGACUUGCACCCAAGUGGUGAUAGAGGGUGGAUCAUCAACACCGCAAGCGUGGCCGGACUUGUUGGUUUCGUUGGAGCUGGCGCCUACUCCGCCUCGAAGGGCUCCGUAGUACAACUCACCAAAUCCAUCGCCCUCGAAUAUGCACCACACAAGAUCCACAGCAACUGUCUCUGUCCUGGAGUCGUGAACACCGCUCUGACCAAACAGCUCACGGAACACCCAGAAAUGCACGACCGUAUCGUUGGCAUGCACCCAUGGGGUCGCCUCGGCGAGCCACAAGACGUCGCUCGCGCUGCUGUCUUCCUGGCGAGCGAGGAUGCGGGAUGGAUCACCGGCGUUCCGCUUCCAGUGGAUGGCGGGUACCUCGCUCAGUAG